CCAGAGCCUCGAUGUCGUCGCAUGCCCUGUUGCUCCGCCUCUUCCUCUCCCCUUCUUUUUUCUCGGUUCAUGUCGCACUCAAAUAUCUCCUCAUUUAUGCAGACAACAUUGGCAUCACAUACUAUUUGACCCAUCGCCUCAGGGAACUACAGGUCCAGGAGCUGACCGAUGUCUGGGGUUUUAUAUGCCAUCUCCUCAUAACCAGGCCCACGAAAUCCAGGGCAAUAGAGUGCUUUGUGGUUGAUACAGCCCGACGCUCGACCCAUAUCGCGUUGAUAACGCUAUGGUUCAUGCAAGCAGCCUUAAACGACCUGUCUGUCCAACGCCGCAACACUCAGUCCUUUGCCGUCUGUCAGCGUGUCCUCCACAAGUGCCAUGAAAUCAUAUUCAGCGACCUUUCCCCCGCUCCCUCGGGUCCUUAUUCCAUCUCCAACCUCUCCCCGCUGCUGCGUCGCCACAAGAUUAAGCACCAUGCUGAACCCGUCAUCGUGGGCAUUGGGACCAUGCUUGCAGGCGCGCCGGGCAUGCCUCGAUUAACUGCCAUAAUGGGAGAUGUCGCUAUUGAACAGGGGAGAGCAGAGGAAGACUUUGACGAUCGCACCGCCGUAGGUCCUCGAUCUGAAGACGACCUCGCACCUCCAGCCGUCUCUGCACGCACGUCCCUGGACGAGGACGACGAUGACCAGGAGGGUUCCCCAAGCUCGGAAGAGUCUUUGCCAGCAAAGCCUACUCUGCCAUCCAACUCGGCUCUGCUGGCCAGGAGAAAAACUGUCACCGGUGCUCAGACGGUCCCCACACUCCCCCUACACCUACGAUCUUUACGAAAACCGAGGUUGUCCGACGACCCCUUGGGCCAACUAGAGACGGACAGCUUCAAUACUCCGUCCCACUCGUCUCCGUCCCUUACCUCGGCCCUAAUGUCCGGACGACCUUUACGAUCCGCUAUGAUGAACCCCGCAGACAUUCUCCUAGAACGCUACGAUCACGAGGCACAAACGCAACUACUCCGGAACCAUUUUUGUAUGUCCGAGGUCAGUUUAGCUUUUACGCUUCCGCUGCUCCGUCUAACCGACAACAAGGUUCAAUUCUUGCUUAGUCUUGAGAACAUUUGCAACCGACUAUUGGUCGUGCCGAGACCGGCGCGAGUCAGUGCUCUAAGAGCAGAAUUGACCGCACUCAACCACAAACUCCCCGCCGAGGUCUGUCUACCUCUAUGGUGUCCGGGAACGGAUACCGCACAUACCAAUCCAUCUCACCCGCACCACCGCAUAGUCCGUAUCCCACCAGGCGAGAGCGUCGUGUUAAACUCUGCGGAGAGGGCUCCGUACCUCCUGCUCGUCGAAAUUCUGACCGAUGACCUCGAUUUCGAGCCAGCAAAGAAAUCGAACAAGGAUGUGCUCAGGAGGAUUGUCCUCAAAGAUCAGGAACGAACUGAACGGAGGGGAUUCUCUGUCGAUUCACCAUCAUUUGUCCCAUCUCCGAGUCGACUAGGGCGACCUUCUGGCGAUGUAGAGUUGAUGUAUCGUUCCGAAUUGUCACAAGAACCCCAGACUGCAGUAUCAGUCAUUCCAGCCACGCCAACGACGGCAAUACCGCCAGAUCCCGACGAGGAAGUCGAUCUCGUCGAGCAACUAUACGGAGCUGAUCAACCGCUUAAAUUCAAGCUAGAAGAACUCGUAUCCGACUCUAUGAACCUUCCACCAACGCCCAAGAAUAAGGACCUAGAUCUGGCCACUUGGUCUCGCUCGUCCCCCAUGGGAUCCUUCUCUUCAUCCUUCGGUUCCCCCCACAGUAGACAACCAUCCCAAACUCGAGUAUCCAUGGAGAGGACACAUUCGUCGCCUACCCCCUCGACGCCUGCAAGUGUAGAUUACUCUGGCAAUGCCCUAUCCCUGGACGAGUAUUCAGAGCGAAUGCGGACUGCUGCUAUCAUGUUGGCACAGCUGAAUUCGGGAAUCAUGCGCAGCGAUGCUCCUGUUACUGCCUCCCCCAGACCGGACGCCAACGACUCGAACCCAGCUGCGCGCAUGAAGGUACAUCACGCAGAAACGGCUGCCAUCCGGGAUCGAAUCAUGAAAGAGAUGAUUUCGUUGGAAGAGGAGAGGAUGGCGCGUAUGCAAGAGGGGGAUGGGGCUUUUGUGACUGUCCCCCAGAUGAGCGAGACGAGUGGAAGCUCCAAGACGCUGGAGGAUGAGAGCAUUAUCAGGAAGGAACUGAACAAGGUGGACCCAUCUGCUGUCGUGUUUAGUGAAUCGUGGGCAGCGAAGAAGAGUCGCAUCCGCCAGUCGUCGCCGUAUGGGCAUUUAGCAAGUUUAGCUCAGUGGGACUGCAUGUCCGUUAUCGUCAAAACUGGUGGAGACCUAAGACAAGAGCAACUUGCUGUACAACUUAUUCGCGAGUUCCAAUCAAUAUGGGCAGAGGAGAAGUGUGCUUGCUGGGUCAAACAUUUCCGGAUAUUGAUCACGGGUAGUACAUCUGGUCUCAUCGAGACGAUCAAAGACGCUGUUUCUAUCCACUCGAUCAAGAAGGCCGAGUAUGCGAAGAGGAUUGCAGAGGGUAGACUCGGUCACGUUACGCUUCUUGACCACUUCAAGGCCAACUAUGGCGACCCUUCAUCCUCUCGCUUCCUCCGCGCCCAACGCAAUUUUGCCCAAUCCCUCGCCGGUUACUCUAUCGUCACCUACCUCCUCCAAGUCAAAGACCGGCACAACGGCAACAUCCUCCUAGACCGUGACGGACACCUUAUCCACAUCGAUUUCGGCUUCAUCUUGAGCAACACACCAGGUAAUAUUGGUUUUGAAGCUGCGCCGUUCAAGUUCCCGCUGGAGUAUUUGGAGGUGCUGGGAGGGAUUGACGGAGCUGGGUACAAGGAGUUUAAGAGGCUGUUUAGGGAGGGUUUCGAGGCUGCACGCAAACAUUGUGAUCGAAUUAUCACUCUGGUCGAGUUGAUGCAGAAAGACUCUUCGUAUCCUUGUUUCGCAGUUUCUGCAGACCAGACUGCAAACCAGCUGAGAGAUCGCUUCAUGCCUACGCUGACGCACUCUUUGGUUGGCGAGCAUGUCGAACGGUUGAUUGCUUCGUCAUUGGGUUCGCAUUGGACCAGACUGUAUGACUCGGUAAGGGUGUUGAAGAUCACUUGGUGUCCGACCUCACUGACUGGAACGCUUGCUAGUUCCAAUACUACUCACAAUCCAUCCUAUAAUGACUAUUCAUAUAUCCCUCAUGGACAAGCGUGA
This is a messenger RNA of Coprinopsis cinerea okayama7#130, 3236 nucleotides long. RefSeq names its product atypical/PIKK/PI4K protein kinase. Gene Ontology annotation, biological process: phosphatidylinositol phosphate biosynthetic process; phosphatidylinositol-mediated signaling. The coding region runs from base 291 to 3236 and encodes 981 amino acids. The record is from RefSeq and is a predicted model, not a curated record. Lineage: Eukaryota; Fungi; Basidiomycota; Agaricomycetes; Agaricales; Psathyrellaceae. The transcript is spliced from 11 exons. Gene Ontology annotation, cellular component: cytoplasm; membrane. Gene Ontology annotation, molecular function: 1-phosphatidylinositol 4-kinase activity.